This is a messenger RNA of Dendroctonus ponderosae (mountain pine beetle), 1704 nucleotides long. RefSeq names its product NADH-ubiquinone oxidoreductase 49 kDa subunit. Gene Ontology annotation, biological process: mitochondrial electron transport, NADH to ubiquinone. The record is from RefSeq and is a predicted model, not a curated record. The transcript is spliced from 8 exons. Gene Ontology annotation, molecular function: quinone binding; NAD binding; NADH dehydrogenase (ubiquinone) activity. Lineage: Eukaryota; Metazoa; Arthropoda; Insecta; Coleoptera; Curculionidae. The coding region runs from base 108 to 1493 and encodes 461 amino acids.
GUCAAUCAUUUCGACACGAUUCUACACCCACUUGACAACGCUGCAGCAAGAUCAUAACAUACAUUUUGUUAAAAUACAUUUUCCAUUAAUUUAUGAAGCAAUAAAAAAUGCAAGCUGUUUUUAGGUCAACUAUUAAUCACCUGCCGAGCCGGUUGUUCCUGAAAAAUGGAGCAGCCCUACUUCACACCAGUUCUCAAACCAACGCAAAAUGGUACCCGGACGCAGAAUACUUUGAACAGUUUAAAGGUCCAGUAAUGUAUCCAGAUGAAACAACCAAACAUUGGGCUCUGCCGGGUUGGCAUAAUGAGAAAGCUCCAGUUGAAAAGGAGGUGAAAAAUGUUACUAUUAAUUUUGGGCCCCAACAUCCAGCUGCUCACGGUGUACUCCGACUUGUUUUGGAAUUAGAUGGAGAAAUUGUUAGAAGAUCUGAUCCCCAUAUCGGAUUGUUGCACCGUGGAACUGAAAAGUUAAUUGAAUAUAAAACCUAUACUCAGGCUUUGCCCUACUUUGACCGAUUGGACUACGUGUCCAUGAUGUGCAAUGAACAGUGUUUCAGUUUGGCUGUUGAGAAACUUCUUAACAUUGAUGUUCCAAUUCGUGCUAAAUAUAUCAGAGUUUUAUUUGCCGAACUCACAAGAAUCCUAAAUCACAUCAUGGGAAUAUGUACGCACGCUUUGGACAUUGGUGCGCUUACCCCAUUCUUUUGGCUUUUUGAAGAGCGUGAAAAAAUGAUGGAGUUCUAUGAACGUGUAUCAGGAGCCCGCAUGCACGCUGCAUAUGUUCGUCCUGGCGGUGUAGCGCUGGAUAUGCCGUUGGGGCUAAUGGACGAUAUUUUUGAAUUUGCUUCGAAGUUCAAUGAACGGUUAGAUGAGGUAGAAGACCUACUAACUUCCAAUAGAUUAUGGGUGCAAAGAACCGAAGAUAUUGGCAUCGUGACUGCUGAAGAUGCGUUAAAUUAUGGCUUCAGUGGAGUGAUGCUAAGGGGAUCUGGCAUCAAGUGGGAUUUGCGUAAAACGCAGCCAUAUGAUGCUUAUGAUAAGGUAGAAUUCGACAUCCCUAUUGGAACCAAAGGUGAUUGCUACGAUCGGUAUCUUUGCCGUUUGGAGGAAAUGCGUCAGUCGCUAAGAAUCAUUCAUCAAUGCCUGAAUCAGAUGCCACCUGGUGAAAUAAAGACCGACGAUGCGAAGGUUUCACCACCAAGUCGAGGGGAAAUGAAGACAUCUAUGGAGGCAUUAAUUCACCACUUCAAGCUGUUCACCCAAGGUUACCAAGUCCCACCUGGAAGCACCUACACUGCUGUAGAAGCUCCUAAAGGUGAAUUUGGAGUUUACUUGGUAUCUGAUGGAACCUCUAAACCAUAUAGGUGCAAAAUUAAGGCUCCGGGAUUUGCGCAUUUAGCAGCGUUGGACAAAGUUGGUAAAAACCAUAUGUUGGCCGACAUUGUGGCCAUUAUAGGAACCUUAGAUAUCGUAUUUGGUGAAGUCGAUCGAUAAACGCAACGUAUGAUUUUCAAAUAAUAUUCAAUUAUCGCAAAAUAUAAUAAUUAUGUUAUCGGUAAUCAUUAAAUAAUUUAUUACGUUCAUUGAGUUGUAUAUAAGAAUAGCUUACGACACAAAUAUGAAAUUCAUUUUAUUGAACCUCCCCAUGCAGUUUGUCAUUAGACAACCAGAGUUUGAUCCAAUUAAACAGUUGACGAAAUAAAAA